AUGUCUAGUCAAGUCGUGGACAAGAUCUUCGAUACAGGAUUCGAGUGGUUCAAGAAGAUAGAAAGCAUGAACCAACGGGUCAUCGCAAAUGUCAAAGAAAUGGGAACCAAGUCCGCGGGGAGCGCGAGAGACGUUGUAGAGCCAAAUGCUCCUCUGCUUGGCCCAGGAUAUAGUGCUUGGACGCGAGGUUUGUACCAGGCAGCCUCCGUGGCCGGGCUUGGCGCUGCAGGAUUCCUGCUGUUUAAGCUCGGAUGUAAAAUCAUUCCGGAAGCGCCAGCACACCUGAAGCAGGGUGACAAAAGAUGUGUGCUGCUGUUUGGCCAAACGCGCGACCCAAUUACUCGCCAGAUCGUUAUGGAUCUUUACAGGCGUGGGUUUGUAUUGUUCGUGUGCUCAGAGCAUGGGGCAGUGCAAAAUGACGACGACGGACUUUUCCACAUCAAGCACGAGGAUCUGCACAAUGUUGUCAAGUACUUACAAGAGGAGAACUCUACACUUUCGUCCAUUCUCAUAGUACCGAACUCUGCUUACUACCCCUCCGGAGCCAUUACUACGUUAUCAUCCACGGUAGUACAGACAGAACUUGAGCAGAAUGUUUUCACUCAUAUGAGGGCUCUGCUCAAGCUCCUGCCUCACUUGAACUGCAAGCUGCAAAUUUUAAUGUUCACCCCGUCUCUGCCCCAGCAUUUUGGUAUUCCUCACCAUUCCGCAGAGUAUUUUGUGUCGGGUCUAAUGCGCUCCUUUUACUAUGCCAUCAAAAACGAGUACCCGCGUGUAAGCACUUAUUUGUGCCAUUUGGGAAUUCUUAAGAUAGCAGGAAGCCCAAGCAACUUCAAGUAUCUUUCAUUGAAUGGCUCAAAUAUGAAUAGCUCCCUUUUGACCCCUCUAUAUCGGCUCAUUAUUUCAAGUUCAAGUUGGUGGCUGCGACUUCGGGAAGCUUUUAGCGGGAGCCAAAGGUUUUUCGGUAAAGGAAGCUGGAUUGGGUAUUACUUAGGGCGUUGGCUACCGCCAUCUGUUCUCAAGCUUCUGUAA
Molecule: messenger RNA, 1032 nt
Organism: Lachancea thermotolerans CBS 6340
Lineage: Eukaryota; Fungi; Ascomycota; Saccharomycetes; Saccharomycetales; Saccharomycetaceae
Gene: YSC83
Product: Ysc83p
Exons: 1
Coding region: 1-1032 (343 amino acids)
Source: RefSeq, a predicted model, not a curated record